This is a messenger RNA of Humulus lupulus (European hop), 1209 nucleotides long. Its product is annotated as ubiquitin carboxyl-terminal hydrolase 9-like. The transcript has 3 exons. Bases 697 to 1152 code for a protein of 151 amino acids. Lineage: Eukaryota; Viridiplantae; Streptophyta; Magnoliopsida; Rosales; Cannabaceae. The record is from RefSeq and is a predicted model, not a curated record.
UUUCUUUUUUUAAUACUUUCUUUUGUCAAACAUCUUACUUGCCUAGAUGUCACGUUAAGUAUUAUUUAUUUCUUUAAUUAUUUUUAUUGUUACACUAAAUAAAAAGAAGUUAAGUUUUCAGUUUUACAGAAACAUUUACUUUUGCCCUUUGGCUACUGAAGUAAUAUGAUAAUUUGCAAACCUCUUUUUUUUUUUUUCUCUAUGGGAUACUAAAUUGUAGAAAAUGACAGCUUAACUGUCUAUUUUGCAGAUUGAUGUAGGCAUUGGAUCUUCACCAUUUGCAAAAUCACAGGGCCCGGAAUGACUCAUUGAUAGUGGAUGUUUGCCAGGUGAGUGGGAAUUAAAGUCUUCUUUCUUGAAAGCUAUAUUUCUUCUUUCCUUGAACCAUAAGCAUUUAUUUUUUCCUGUACUGGUACGAAAGUAUUUUCUUCUCUUACAAUGUUUAUAUGUUAAUGGUCAAGGUCAAUAUAAGUCGACACUGGUUUGCCCAGCAUGUGGAAAGAUUUCAAUCACUUUUGAUCCCUUCAUGUAUUUGUCGUUGCCGCUACCUUCAACUGCAACUCGGCAAAUAACCGUGACUGUGUUUUAUGGCGAUGGAAGUGGUCUUCCUAUGCUAUACACUGUUAGUUUGCUAAAGCAAGGUUGCUGUAAAGAUCUUAGUGAACAACUAAGUACUGCUUGUUGCUUGUUGCUUGAAUGUUGAUGAGAUUCUUCUGCUUGCAGAGGUUUAUGAACAUAAGAUUUUUUGAUAUUUGGAAAACCCCUCAGAGCUAUUGGCUCCAAUUAAGGAGGAUGACCACUUAUAGACUUUCUAAAAACGUCGUGGGAAGAUCCAGAGUUGAAAUAAUUCAUCGACCACAUGAAAAGUGCCCGUCAGACAGUGUUAAGGGUUGUCAGGGAAAGCUUAUCGGUACCCCUUUUGUUACUUAUUUAAAAGAGCCAAUAUGUGGAGCCAAUGUUGAAGCCGGUGUUACUAGAUUGUUGUCACCUUUGAAGAGAACGCGUCCUUCAGUUAAGCUCCAGAAUGGUAAGGAAAAUGGAUUUGAAAAAGAGGUUAUUGAAGAACCAUCAAACAACUACAAUUCUAAGAACCUGUCAAUGGAUGAUACAGAAGUAGAGGAAAAAUCCAGCGAAGCGUUAUUUCUGUGUUGAAAGUAGUAAAUUUUAGACUCCUUGAAUACUUAAAGAAUAUUUUGUUGUUGAUGACAA